Messenger RNA from Brettanomyces nanus, 1512 nucleotides. RefSeq lists its product as uncharacterized. Bases 1 to 1512 code for a protein of 503 amino acids. Gene Ontology annotation, molecular function: methionine-tRNA ligase activity; ATP binding. Gene Ontology annotation, biological process: methionyl-tRNA aminoacylation. The record is from RefSeq and is a predicted model, not a curated record. NCBI's taxonomy places the organism in Eukaryota, Fungi, Ascomycota, Pichiomycetes, Pichiales, Pichiaceae. The transcript is spliced from 2 exons.
AUGAAAACAUUCUUUACAACGGGUACAGAUGAACAUGGAUUAAAAGUUCAGGCUGCUGCUGACAAAGCGGGUAUUGAUCCCAAGACUUUCUGCGACGGACUUUCUGACAAGUUUAAAGAGCUCGCUGAAAUUGGUGAGAUCCAGUACGAUAGAUUUAUUCGAACCACAGAUCGUGAUCAUAUAGUUGCUGUUAACCAUUUUUGGAAAACUGUAUAUGAUAAAGGAUUCAUAUAUAAGGGCCAACAUAGUGGAUGGUAUUCCGUGUCCGAUGAGGCAUUCUAUACUGAGACGGACAUCGAAGAGGCUGCUGACGAACAGACAGGCACCAAGAAGAUGAUCUCUAAAGAGACAGGUUCGGAGGUGAACUUUGAGAAUGAGGAAAAUUACUUCUUCAAGAUGGGUCAGUUUCGAGAGCCACUCAUUCAGUUCUACAAGUCCCAUCCUCAAUUCGUUCAACCUGCCAAACACUUUGACACCGUAUAUCACGAGCUCAUUAGUGGGGAACUACACGAUUUAAGCAUCUCGAGACCUUCAUCGAGACUCAAAUGGGGUAUUCCUGUUCCAAAUGAUGACUCACAACGAAUUUACGUCUGGUUUGACGCAUUGAUCAACUAUCUUACCUCUUUGAAAUAUCCGGAAUAUGGCGCAGACCUUACCCCUGCUACUCAUUUGAUCGGUAAAGAUAUUACAAGAUUUCAUUGCAUUCAUUGGCCUAUAUUCUUGAUGGCAGCAGACUUACCAAUGCCGAAAAGAGUUGUAGUUCAUGGUCACUGGCUCAUGGGAGGACGCAAAAUGAGUAAGAGUAGGGGCAACGUCGCUGAUCCAAUGAAAAUAUCCCACUACUACGGCGCCGAUGCACUCAGAUUAUUCAUGAUGAGAAAUUCCGUCCUUACCACUGACGGUGACUAUUCUGAAGAGAAACUAAAUAACACUAGAAACGAGUUUAUCGAUAAAUUUUGCAAUAUGGUUACUCGAGGCCUCUCGAAGAACUUUGACAUUGAAAGUGCAUUAGCCAAUAUUAAGCGGAACUCUUUGUCUAGUCUGAUUUCGAAAAUCGAUGAUACGGAGUUGAAGAAGGAUUUGCUCUCGCUUUAUCAGAAAGUCGAUCAGUUGGCUAAACUCAUGGACGAAGAUAUCGUUAAUUUUAACAUGCCUAGACCUAUAGAUAGAGUAUGGGAAUGCGUCAGAAGCGUGAAUGCGUUAUUUGAUACCUACAAACCUUGGACUAUGAAGCCACAGGAGAAGAACACAGAAAAUGAAAAUACUGCCUUAGAUUUGAGCAGGCAGUUAGUUGUAUUCAGUGCCUUGGAUACCAUGCGGUGUAGCUUUAUAUUGCUACAAGCCUUCAUUCCAAAGUAUUCAACUCUUCUACUAGAUAGAUUACACGUUGCUCAAGAUAGACGAGGAAUAGAAUAUUCCAAGAUUGGAGCCGAUUUGACGUACGGAAAGAAUGCAGUACACAAGAAGAAGGAUAAAGUUCCGCUUACAAAGUUGAAGAUGAAAUUGGAUUAG